AGGGCGUGGGGGAAGCUUCCUGUUUUGAAGGAACAACGACUGACGUAUUGUCUAACCAGAGUGGUGAAGAGCGGAGGAGCCAUGCCUUUCCUCCAUGGGUUUCGUAGGAUCAUAUAUGAGUAUCAGCCGCUGGUUGAUGCUAUCAUGUGUGUUGUUGGACUGGAGGAAGGAGACGGUAGUCAGGAAGAGAGAGUCAGAAGCCCCGGGGAUCAGUCUGGUGUUUGUGGCUCUCUAGCGGAGCUUCUGGAGCGGGAGUCCAAGUCAGACGUGUUUUUGGAAGGCAUCAGCUAUGCUCUGUUUAAGGUGGCAGAGCGGGGACUGGUGAAUGCAGCUGAAGUCCUUCUGCGCUAUGGAGCUGCUCUAAAUUUUGAAGACCCAGUCUCUUACUACAACCCUCUACACAUGGCAGUUUUAAGGAACAAGCCAAACAUUGUGAGGUUGCUGGUCGGGCACGGAGCAAGUGUUGAAAAGAGAGACAGGAUCCAUGAGAGCAGUCCUUUGGAUCUUGCCAGUGAGGAGUCAGAGAGGCUCCCCUGCCUGCUCACCCUGCUGGACCUGGGUGCUGAUGUGAAUGCAAUGGAUAAACAUGGAAAAACACCUUUGCUCCAUGCAUUGGCGAGCAGCGAUGGACUCACUGUGCAUAACAUGGGGAACAUCCAGCUUCUACUUCAGAGAGGUGCUGACGUUAAUGCUGGUACUGUAGACGGUGAGACAGUAGAGUCCUCCUUGGUGUUUCUGGUUAAAGAGGCUCUGGAGGCCAAUACGGAGGACGCCGCAGAGAUCGGUAACUUCUGUUUGAAAACCACGCGGCUACUGCUGGCCCACGGCGUGGACCCCAGCUGCUGUCUGAACGAGGACGGCGAGCCCUCCCUGACGCAGACGAGCCUGGAGCACUUUGACCUGCUCUUCCCUCUGGCUGUGCUCUUAAUCCAAAGCGGAGCCUCUUUUGUCUGCUCCUAUCACGGCGAGUCCUGUUGGUCAGGUUACAGCCUUCUUUUCCAGCGGCUGCAAACAGCCCUGCAGCAGAGCUCUGAUCGCACUCACAGCACUGAGCUUCUGGAGCAGGCGGAGGUGUUGCUCGACUUAGCGAGAGUAGACGUCCCCAUGCUGCAUCUGCCGCUCAGGCUGGAGCUCCCCGUGCCCGGUCAGGACCCUCACCCUUAUGCUCAGGAUCUGGUAGACCUGCACGACCGCGUAGCACAGCGUGAAGCGAGCCCUCCCGCUCUCCGAUGCCUUUGUAGGGCAUUCAUCAGGAGCCACCUCCGGCCUUGGCCCCUGGAAGACAGAGUCAAAGCCUUGCCGUUACCCGACAGACUGAAAGAUUUUAUUCUCCCUGAACAUACGUAUACCCCAAAGCCUGGCUGGGACUGCUUCAAGCCCCAACAUAGCCAGCACUGACGAUCAAAAGACUGAACAGGCCUAUAAUAAUUUGUAUAACAUGUCUGAGCAUAAAUGAAUCAUAAAUGAACUUAAACCUAACAAACCAGUGAGGCCUUUGUUUAACUCUUAUUGUUGUUCUUUGUGUCAAAUUAACAUAAAAAUGUGAAUAUGUUUACUUUAAGACGUAUAACAACAGAUGUCUGUCAAAAUGAGCUUGUGACUCUUAACUAUGUUCCCACCAUCAUGAUUAAACUCCUGUACAGUUGAGUGAGUCACAUUGAUGUGCAAAUGGAUUUGCAAUACUAAUAAAAGCCACCAGAUGGCAGUGUUGCUCUUGCGUUUCAAAAGCCCCUCAGAUGUCAGGGUCAAAGAUUUAGUUAUUCACAGUGCAGCCUAUUUAAGUUGUUCCAGCGCAGUAGGCUCCAUCUAUAUUUCAUCUCCUCAACGUGAUGGUGGUGUAUUGUGGAAUUUGUGUAUCUCCUGCUUAAUAUGAAGUUGGACCAAUAAAACGGGCGUGUG
Molecule: messenger RNA, 1899 nt
Organism: Anoplopoma fimbria (sablefish)
Lineage: Eukaryota; Metazoa; Chordata; Actinopteri; Perciformes; Anoplopomatidae
Gene: asb6
Product: ankyrin repeat and SOCS box containing 6
Exons: 7
Coding region: 82-1398 (438 amino acids)
Biological process (GO): intracellular signal transduction; protein ubiquitination
Cellular component (GO): BRCA1-BARD1 complex
Molecular function (GO): protein binding
Source: RefSeq, a predicted model, not a curated record